Triticum aestivum (bread wheat) is the source of this 1326-nucleotide messenger RNA. Its product is annotated as glutathione S-transferase T3. The record is from RefSeq and is a predicted model, not a curated record. Lineage: Eukaryota; Viridiplantae; Streptophyta; Magnoliopsida; Poales; Poaceae. The transcript has 3 exons. The coding region runs from base 456 to 1163 and encodes 235 amino acids.
UCUGCACAGUUACUGUAAAUCAUGGAGCAUUCAUUAAUCAUUCAUCCGUGUCUGACGAUAUCGCCACGGCGUGCAUUGGACGUAUUCUCUUUUCAGAGGAUGUACUGUACGGAGAACGUAAGAGCAAGUCCAGCAGCGCCCCGAAACCAUCCCCCAUCGUCAUUAUAGGGGAGAAAAGCAAAAAAACAGCCUCCAGCAGUUCCCCGAACGUCUUCCCUUUUUUUCUGCCUCCCCGAAAACGACCCCUCUCUCCCCUCUAUCUAGGGGAACAGCGACCUCCCCAAUCCCCUCCCCGAUUCGCUGGCCGGCGCAACCGCUGCCUCCGGAAAGCUCCGUCCCGCCACAACGCCGCCGCCGUCACUGCAUCAGGUUUAAGUAAUGGACAUCAGAGUUAUUUUGAACUUUUGCAAAGUGAUGUCGGAUUGAAUGAUUUGCACUGGACCGAAGAAGAACAAAUGGAUCUCGAAAAGGAUGAAGAAGAACAAACUGAUCUCGAAGGGCCUGCAGAACCUACCCCUCCUAUGACAGCAAGGUCUUUGAAAGCAAAGGGGAAGAAAUCAAGCGCCUCGAAACCAAGCGCUUCGAAGAGGCAAAAGAAUUUCAGCAAGGCUGAAGACUUAACUUUGGUGGAUGCAUACCUUGAGAUAACUCAAGAUCCAAUCAUAGGAGUCGACCAAUCUCGUGAUUGUUAUUGGAAAAGAAUCGAUGCUUAUUUCCAUGCCAAUAAAUCUGAAGACCAUGGUCGCACACAAGGUUCUCUUCAGCAUCGUUGGGCUAUUAUUCAAGAACAAGUGAAUAGAUUUUGUGCAUGUUAUAGUCAGGUCCUGAAUAGGAACCAAAGUGGGAUGACACGUGAAAAUAAGCUAUGUCAAGCGAUUGUUCUCUAUGCCAAUGGAGACAAGGCAAAUAAAUCAUUUGGAUUGAUGCAUUGCUUUAAUAAGUUGGAAGACACCGAGAAGUGGAAAUCUCGCCCAAAAAAAAAACAGAAGACAUCCUCCUUGGAUACUCCUAAUUCAUCAUCUGCUAGUUUGUUUGAGGAUGAAGCUACAUCUCCCUCUAAAGUUGUCCCCAAGAAAAGGCCACCUGGAAUCAAGAGGGCUAAAGAUGCAACAUGGCGGGCUCAAAGUUCUUCCAGUACAGUUAAUAGUAGUGCCAUGGAAUAAUUUGGGGGUAUCUUGGAGACAAGGGAGUCAAAAAGACAAGAGCGAUUUGAGCUCAUGAUUGCAAUGGACAAACAGAGAGAAGAAGAUAGGUUGGUAGAAGAAAGAAAGAAACUUGCAAUGCAAGAAAAAAAGAUGGAAUUAGAAGAAGAAAAGAUAUGAAUCA